Messenger RNA from Caenorhabditis remanei, 405 nucleotides. RefSeq lists its product as uncharacterized. The transcript is spliced from 3 exons. Lineage: Eukaryota; Metazoa; Nematoda; Chromadorea; Rhabditida; Rhabditidae. Gene Ontology annotation, molecular function: structural constituent of ribosome. The record is from RefSeq and is a predicted model, not a curated record. Bases 1 to 405 code for a protein of 134 amino acids. Gene Ontology annotation, cellular component: cytosolic large ribosomal subunit; ribosome. Gene Ontology annotation, biological process: translation.
AUGGUGCACGUUUCCGGAACCAACAUCAAGGUUGUCAAGAAGAAGCUCACCAAGUUCAAGAGACAUGAGUCCGACAGAUACCGUCGCGUAGCCCCAAGCUGGCGCAAGCCAAAGGGAAUUGACAACCGUGUCCGCAGACGCUUCCGUGGUAUGCGCGCUAUGCCAACCAUCGGAUUCGGAUCUGACAGAAGAACCCGCUUCGUGCUUCCAAACGGAUACAAGAAGGUUGUUGUCCAAAACGUCAAGGACUUGGACAUGCUCCUCAUGCAAUCCUACAAGUACAUCGGAGAGAUCGCACACAAAGUCUCCGCCAAGAGCCGCAAAGGAAUCGUCGAGCGCGCAGCCCAACUUAACAUCAAGUUGACGAACGGAAACGCUCGUCUCCGUACUGAAGAGUCCGAGUAA